GUUCUGGGAAAGGAGGUGGGUCGGAGUUACGCUAGUUAGCUGUUGUUGUUGUUGCUAGUAUCGUCGGUAGUCAACAUUUCAAAGUCCAGGUCCAAACCUUCCAUGUCUGAACCCAAGUCCACAGAGUCCCCAGGAUCUUACUGUGGUGUUCCAGACCAGAGAACCUCACAGCAGGGUCCAGAGAUGGUCUCAGUGAAACUGGAGGACUGCAGUCAAACACUGGAACUCAAUGUGAUUGUUAAAGAAGAGCCAGAAGUCCUAGAGGAAGAGAUGGCUGUCAAAGAGGAGGAGGCAGAGGAGGAGAGAGCUGUCAGAGAGGAGGAGAGAGCAGUCAAAGAGGAAGAGGAGGAGAGAGCAGUCAAAGAGGAAGAGGAGGAGAGAGCAGUCAAAGAGGAGGUGGAGGAGGAGAGAGGAGUCAAAGAGGAGGAGAGAGCUGUCAAAGAGGAGGAGGAGAGAGCUGUCAAAGAGGAGGUGGAGGAGGAGAGAGGAGUCAAAGAGGAGGAGAGAGCUGUCAAAGAGGAGGAGGAGAGAGCUGUCAAAGAGGAGGAAGAGAGAGCUGUCAAAGAGGAGGUGGAAGAGAGUAGAGAAGUGUCUGAUCCAGAUCUGGAGGAAGAAGUAGAUAGUAUCACUGACCCAGGAGAGAUCUCCAACCCAGGUUCAGACAGUGAGCCCAGUUCCACAGCAUCAGGAAACCAUAAACACAGACGGGGGAGCUCAAGACAGAAACAUCACCACUGCAUGGACCGACCCUGCUCAGAUUCUAGAGGCAGUUCAUUGUGUCCAACUCACCUCAUACCACGCAAAAAGACCCUCAAAAGAAAGAAGAUGUACCCGUGUGGUCAAUGUGGGAAGAGAUUUCAGACACCAAGCAGCUUGAAGACGCACCAGCUUACUCACACAGGAAAGAAGUCGUACCACUGCUCCCAGUGUAGGAAGACUUUCAGUUGUUCGUUCAAUUUGAAGAGGCAUCAGAGAAUACACACAGGAGAGAAGCCUUUCCACUGCUUCCAAUGUGGGAAGAGCUUCCGUAUGGAAGGACAGCUAAACGAACACAAGAGAAUACACACAGGAGAGAAGCCGUACCACUGCUUUCAGUGUGGGAAGAGUUUUGGUCGGGCAGGAGCUCUAAAGGCACACCAGCUAAUUCACACAGGAGAGAAGCCGUACCACUGCUCUCAGUGUGGGAAGAGCUUCAGUCAGGCAGGACACCUGAAGACACACCAUCGAAUUCACUCAGGAGAGAAGCCAUACCACUGCUCUGUUUGUGAGAUGAGUUUUCCUCUUUUACAGACCUUAAAUAGACACCAGCUUACUCACACAAGAAAGAUGCCUUAUCACUGCUCCCAGUGUGGGAAGAGCUUCAGUCAAACAGAAAGCCUUAGGGCACACCAGUUAACUCACACAGUAGAGAAGCCUUACCACUGCCUUCAAUGUGGAAAGAGUUUCAGUCAUUCAUCAAAUGUGACGGCCCACCAGUUAACUCACACAGGAGAGAAGAAUUACCACUGCACUCAGUGUGGGAAGAGCUUCAGUCUGGCAAGAUACCUGAAGAAACAUUGUCAAACGCACACAGGAGAGAAGCCUUACCACUGCCCACAGUGUGGGAAGAGUUUCCGUCAGUCAUCACAUCUGAGGGCACACAAGUUAACUCACACAGGAGAGAAGCCCUGUACCGCUUCUCUCAGUGUGGGAAGAUCUUCAGGCAGACAGCAGACUUAAAGAGACACCAGCUAAACGUUGACACGUUUUUAUCCCGAUCUACAGGCUCCAGAUCAGAUCCCGGCCCAUUGACUGUUCCUAGGCCGUCAUUGAAAAUAAGAAUUUGUUCUUAACUGACUUGCCUGGUUAAAUAAAGGGUCAAAUAAAAAAAUUAUAAGAGUAAAUCCGGAGUAAAACCUAACGCGGCAGCCCGUAAAGUGUAAAUAUGUACCUGAUUCCGCUCUACAGGCUCUUACGACGUCACAAUAAUUUAACAUGUUGAAUAUAUUGGGCCUCAAAUCAGCCAUUAUUGCUGAGUGCGAGCAGUGCUCAGAGCACUUAUGAGGCACGUCCCACCGUCAGCCAAAGCUAACGUUGGCUAGGCUUAUAGCUAACGUUGGCUAGGCUAAUAGCUUACGUUGGCUAGGCUAAUAGCUAACGUUGGCUAGGCUAAUAGCUAACGUUGGCUAGGCUAAUAGCUAACGUUAGCUGGCUGACUCGCUUGCUGGCUAAGAUAAUUGCAUAUAGCAAACAUUUUCUGAUAAUUGGUUAGAUGGAAGGGCUGGAUAUUGAUGCACGGACCGGUUUGGGUUUUUACUUUACAUUCUAUGUCGGCCGUCAAUGUAAUUAAGAAUUUGUUUUUAUUGGACUUGCCUAGGUAAAGAUUUUUAUUUUUAUUAUAAAUAUAACGGUAUUUGAAUGUUUGGUUUGUUAAAUGUGAUAUGUCGUGUGUAACGUCCAUUUUGAUCGUUUACUCUGCUUACUUGAGUCAUCUCUCUCUGCUCUCCCUCUCUCUCUCUCUAUGCCUCGUUGCCACACAGACCUAGCCCCGCCCCUGUCAUUCAAGGAGCUCACGUGUUGGUUCUGGCCCACCAAACACGUGCGUUCAGUCUGCAUGGUCAAUGCAGCACACGCAACAAUAUCAAUACACUUCUAGAAUGUACCCUUCCUUUUGUUUCUUACAUCUGCAAACAGCUAGUUUGUCUUUUCUUAGCGAGUUGUUCUAUAUCGUGCCGCUAGCUAGAUAAUAGAUGUACCGAGUCAGAGCAAAGGUAGCUAGUUAUACAGCCUGAUACCAGUGAUGGUGGAGGCCUAAAUCAGCAUGUUUGUAAAAACAGUAUCUUCUAAACCAAUAAGAUCAGGAGAAGCAUGAAUAUAUUAUCUACAUGAAGUAGCUC
Messenger RNA from Oncorhynchus kisutch (coho salmon), 2876 nucleotides. RefSeq names its product zinc finger protein 883-like. Lineage: Eukaryota; Metazoa; Chordata; Actinopteri; Salmoniformes; Salmonidae. Gene Ontology annotation, biological process: regulation of transcription by RNA polymerase II. Gene Ontology annotation, molecular function: RNA polymerase II cis-regulatory region sequence-specific DNA binding; DNA-binding transcription factor activity, RNA polymerase II-specific. The transcript is spliced from 3 exons. The record is from RefSeq and is a predicted model, not a curated record. Bases 103 to 1719 code for a protein of 538 amino acids.